AUUUAGCUACAAAGCCCUUCUGUACAUCUCUCGAAGGGGGCUGAAUCGUUGAGCUCGCGUGCUUACCGAACAUGCAGGGAUGGUUGUCAAUAACUGGGUCCAACAGGUUUUUUGAGGGGAACCGUGUUACCAGACACUCGGGACUUUGUGGUAACAAGAAGGUUAUUGAAAGAGACAGAAUGAGGAAGUUCCUGUCUUACAUCCUCUGGGCUCUGCUCUGCUGCUGCUGCUGCUGGACAACACAGGCAGAGAUCUUCACUUCCAUAAGCCAAAUGACAGACCUGAUCUACACAGAAAAAGAGUUGGUCCAGUCUCUGAGGGAAUACAUAAAAGCAGAAGAGUCCAAGCUUGCUGCUGUCAAAAGCUGGGCCAACAAACUUGAUGAUCUGACCAGAAUGUCCACCUCUGACCCAGAGGGCUACUUGGCCCACCCAGUAAACGCCUACAAACUGAUGAAGAGACUAAACACAGAGUGGUCUGAACUGGAGAGCCUGGUGCUUCAGAACCCCUCUGAUGGGUUCAUUUCCAACAUGUCCACACACAGACAGUACUUCCCAGAUGAAGAGGACGAGACGGGUGCAGCCAAGGCCUUGAUGCGUCUUCAGGACACGUACCAACUGGAUUCUGAGGCCUUCUCCAGAGGAAAGCUGCCAGGUAUGCACUCCAGUGCCCUACUGACAGUGGACGAUUGCUUCGACAUGGGAAAGACAGCUUAUAAUGAUGCGGACUAUUACCAUGCUGUGCUGUGGAUGCAGCAGUCCUUGAAGCAGCUGGAUGCUGGGGAGGAAGCUGUGGUUUCCAAGGCGGACAUUUUGGACUACCUCAGCUACUCUGUUUACCAAAUGGGAGACCUACCUCGAGCCAUUGAGCUGACACGCCGGCUAGUGGCUAUUGACUCCAGCCACCAGAGAGCAGGGGGAAACCUCCGUUAUUUUGAGCGGUUACUGUUCAAGCAGCUCAAUGAGCUGAACCAGGCCUACCAGCCUGCCUCUGAGGAGCCCAUCCAGCUGGGAACCUACAGCAGACCUAAAGACCAUCUCCCAGAGAGAGAGGCCUAUGAGUCCCUCUGCAGAGGAGAGGGGCUCCAAAUGAACGAAGUGAGGCGUAGCCGUUUGUUCUGUCGCUACCAGGAUGGUAAGAAGAAUCCUCGUCUCCUGCUGAAGCCCAUGAAAGAGGAGGAUGAGUGGGACAGCCCCCAUAUCGUACGCUACCUGGACAUCCUGUCAGAUGAGGAGAUUGAGAAGAUUAAGGAGCUGGCUAAACCCAGGCUUGCCAGAGCUACUGUCCGUGACCCCAAAACAGGCGUCCUGACUACAGCCAACUACAGAGUAUCAAAAAGUGCAUGGUUGGAAGGAGAGGAUGACCCUGUCAUUGAAAGAGUCAAUCAGAGAAUACAAGACAUCACAGGCCUUACAGUAGACACUGCAGAGUUACUACAGGUUGCUAACUAUGGAGUUGGAGGACAGUACGAGCCACAUUAUGACUUCUCGAGGCGCCCUUUUGACAGCAACCUCAAGGUCGAUGGAAAUAGACUUGCAACCUUCCUAAACUACAAAGAUGAGCCUGAUGCUUUCAAAAGAUUAGGCACUGGAAAUCGUGUGGCAACUUUUUUGAACUACAUGAGUGAUGUCGAGGCAGGAGGUGCCACGGUCUUCCCUGACUUUGGAGCAGCAAUCUGGCCAAGAAAGGGGACGGCAGUGUUCUGGUAUAAUCUGUUCAGGAGCGGGGAGGGAGACUAUAGGACCCGGCAUGCAGCCUGUCCUGUCUUAGUAGGAAGUAAAUGGGUGUCAAACAAGUGGAUUCACGAGCGAGGACAAGAGUUCAGGAGACCCUGUGGCCUGACAGAAGUGGACUGAAGUUUGACCCACACCUAAGGAACAUGCAAACACACACACACACACACACACACACAGUAGUGCCUUAAUUCUGGCAAUGAUGCAACUCACAGACACGUUCUACAACACUUCAGUGUUCGAUCCCUUAACUUGUCUGCAUGAUUAAGAAAUUAUGACACGGUAGUCUGGGAUCUGGCUGGAUAAUCUCUUCUCUCUUUUUACCGGAAGAUACAGAACUCAGUUCUCUGCCAUGCAUCCUCACACCACCCCCACUUAAUUAUAUAAGUGACUUACAUUAAGAAUUUAAUAAAAAUGUGUUCUGUAAAUAGGAUUAACUAUUGAACAUCAAAACAACACAAAACUGUAACAGUGCAAUCUUGGUUUACCAAUGUACACCCAUUUUAUAGUCAUUAAAAUCAAAUUUGAAAUUAAAUUACUGGUAGAUCCAAAUGUGUGAGCCUUCAGCCAAAUCUUUUUUCCACUGAUACCAAAAACUAAUAUUUGUGUGUUUUUGCUCUCAGGUGAACAGUUUGUAACCCAAACUGCUCCAAAGCUUAAGCUAAUAUCUUAACUGUUAAAAACACCAAAACAUACAGGAGGUGUGACGAAAACCAUGGUGCCAGAGCAGGUUAUUCAGAUAUAUUUCAAUUUAAUAUGCACAUUUCUUAAAGAAAAGGUUUGAUUUCCAUACAUUUAACAUAUUUCUGAAUAAAAAGCAGCAACUAAGUGAAGAAAAAGUUCUGUAGAUAAUAAUAAAAAUGUUGGUGGUGAUGGACUCAGACUUGUGGACCCAACUGUAGAGUUUGCACCACAUUCAGAUAUUACAAAAUACACCAGAAUUGACUACCUAUUACCUCUGCUACGUAAUGCUACAACAUGAACACAUUUUCAAGUUAUUCAGUACAUUUUUGGGAAGGACUGAAAACACAUUCAUAAAUAUUUGGCUGCCAACUAUCAGAAAUGUCCAUUUACAAAAACACCUUGGGUGCAAAGUAAAACUAUAGGCUGGUAUUGGCUCUAUUUAGAGGUUAAGUUGGGAAACAGUCUAAGAAAAACAACUUCUCUCUGUUAUUUAAAAUAAAAAAAUAGAUAAUAGAAAAAGAUUUUUAGGGAAUAAUGGAAAAAACAUCUGAAGUUACCAUCAGUCUUUUAGAAACAAAUUGACUAUCUUCAUUUCUAACAGCUUUAUCUUGUGAUUCAAAGGAGACUAUUCUCCUGUCACUCCAUUCUUUACCAUUUGCACCCAAAGUGUUUUAUUCUCCUUCAAACCUGACAGAGAAAUACAUUUCCUCCAAAUCAAGUUCAUGACGUUUUUAUUUAUAGUGUUUAAAUUAUUACAUUACAUUAUUAUUACAUUGUGUGCUCUUUCUGCAAGAUGGCAAACAAGCAAGUCAAUAAACACUGUCUUUUAUUAAAA
Siniperca chuatsi (mandarin fish) is the source of this 3252-nucleotide messenger RNA. RefSeq names its product prolyl 4-hydroxylase subunit alpha-2-like. Gene Ontology annotation, molecular function: iron ion binding; procollagen-proline 4-dioxygenase activity; protein binding. The coding region runs from base 72 to 1856 and encodes 594 amino acids. The record is from RefSeq and is a predicted model, not a curated record. Gene Ontology annotation, cellular component: endoplasmic reticulum. NCBI's taxonomy places the organism in Eukaryota, Metazoa, Chordata, Actinopteri, Centrarchiformes, Sinipercidae. The transcript has 16 exons. Gene Ontology annotation, biological process: peptidyl-proline hydroxylation to 4-hydroxy-L-proline.